Necator americanus (New World hookworm) is the source of this 816-nucleotide messenger RNA. RefSeq lists its product as uncharacterized. The coding region runs from base 1 to 816 and encodes 271 amino acids. Gene Ontology annotation, cellular component: ciliary basal body; axonemal microtubule; centriole. The record is from RefSeq and is a predicted model, not a curated record. Gene Ontology annotation, molecular function: microtubule binding. NCBI's taxonomy places the organism in Eukaryota, Metazoa, Nematoda, Chromadorea, Rhabditida, Ancylostomatidae. The transcript has a single exon.
AUGGACAAGACGAUGAACCAGCAGGAGUACGUGACAGUCAAAGGCGAGCGUUACGACACCAAGCGUCCGAAAGAUUCGGAGAUCUUCGCAGGUGACGGGUCCUUCACCGACAAGACAAUAAAUCAGCAAGAAUUUGUAACUGUGAAGGGAGAGCGUUACGACACCAAGCGUCCGAAGGAUUCCGAAAUCCUCAAAGGCGAUGGCUCGUUCAUGGACAAGACGAUGAACCAGCAGGAGUACGUGACAGUCAAAGGCGAGCGUUACGACACCAAGCGUCCGAAGGAUUCCGAAAUCCUCAAAGGCGAUGGCUCGUUCAUGGACAAGACGAUGAACCAGCAGGAGUACGUGACAGUCAAAGGCGAGCGUUACGACACCAAGCGUCCGAAGGAUUCUGAAAUCCUCAAAGGCGAUGGCUCGUUCAUGGACAAGACGAUGAACCAGCAGGAGUACGUGACAGUGAAAGGUGAGCGCUACGACACCAAGCGUCCGAAGGAUUCUGAAAUCCUCAAAGGCGAUGGUUCGUUCAUGGACAAGACGAUGAACCAGCAGGAGUACGUGACAGUCAAAGGCGAGCGUUACGACACCAAGCGUCCGAAGGAUUCCGAAAUCCUCAAAGGCGAUGGCUCGUUCAUGGACAAGACAAAAGCGAAGCAGACCAGCCAAGGAUUUGAAGACGAUGAACCAGCAGGAGUACGUGACAGUCAAAGGCGAGCGUUACGACACCAAGCGUCCGAAGGAUUCCGAAAUCCUCAAAGGCGAUGGCUCGUUCAUGGACAAGACGAUGAACCAGCAGGAGUACGUGACAGUCAAAGGUGA